Messenger RNA from Lottia gigantea (owl limpet), 2334 nucleotides. RefSeq lists its product as hypothetical. The record is from RefSeq and is a predicted model, not a curated record. Bases 1 to 2334 code for a protein of 777 amino acids. Gene Ontology annotation, molecular function: signaling receptor activity. NCBI's taxonomy places the organism in Eukaryota, Metazoa, Mollusca, Gastropoda, Lottiidae. The transcript is spliced from 10 exons.
AUGCAAGAAUCUUAUACAUUAAUUGAUGAACUGUGUACAGAUCGUAAUUCUAUUGUAUCUGUGUUCAAUACUGGAUCAUUUUACAUUGGUUUACAUAAUGCUGCUAUGAGAUCAGAUACAGUCGAGUAUUUUUGGACAGAUUGUACGCCACUACAACAGUAUGUUAAUUUGCAGACAAAUGGAUAUUUGCGGUAUUGUGCAAUUCUGUAUACAAAUUUCGGAUGGGAUGUUACAUCUUGUAGUGAUCUGAGGUCUUUUGUUUGCGAAACUGACGGAAGCCGGUGUCGAUAUUUUCAGUAUAUCAACAUGAAAGGUACGAAGGGUAUUAGUUUUAAUGCAACUGUGAUGGGACAAAAUGAUUGUUUGCGCCUGUGUGAUGAGGCUAUACUGAAUGGAAUGGAAUGUUGGGGAGUCACAUACUAUAUUUACACUGAAACAUGUAUUCUACAUUUAUCGAAUGAUUCUACAAUCUUUGAUAAUGGUGGUAAAACAUCAAAUACUGGCUCCUAUCUUUUCAAGAAACAAUGCUUGAAAGUUGAUGUAGAUAAAACCGUCUUUCCAUCUGGCUCAUCAACAAAUAUACCAUUCUCUAAUUGUUAUACUACUUCAUCAACAGGUUCUAUUUAUACCAUUUUUGAGAGAGCAGUUACAUGGCAAGAAGCGAAAGACGUUUGCUCGAACAUUGGAGCAUCGCUUUUAGAAUAUAGAAGUCAUGAAGAGUUUACAGAUUUUGAUUAUAUAGCCCGUCCUUUGCUUUAUGGGUUUUCUUCAAUUUGGUUUGGACUUAGAAGGUACAACAAUCUGACAUUUUUAUGGCAAGAUGGAACCGGUAUUACAAACUGGGACAAAUGGGAAAAUCAACCGUCCAAUAUACCCGGAACUUGUGUUCAAGUCGAUCUUGCCGAUUCCUCCCAUGGAUGGUUAGAUGAUAACUGUACCAAGAGUCAUCCAUUUGUCUGUGAACAACCAGGUGUUUGUGCAUUCAAAGUGUUUCCAAAUACUAUAGGAGAUUCUGGUAUUGUACAAAGUUUUUCGACGAGGAAAGGAUGCAUGCGAAUUUGUGAAAAUAACAGCACUUGUAUAGCUUACAGCGGCUACUACGACCCAACUUAUUUUUACUGUAAAACGCACCAUCAAUCUGAUAUCUAUUACUACUUUAAUUCUCAAAAUUACUAUAAUAAACUACAAUCUACGUUUUACAGAUACAGUUGUUCACAUGCUUUAAGAAUUGGUAAUAUGUCUGUUGAGGUUCCAAAACUCUAUCAUCCUAGUGGAAUAAAUCUAGGUGAAAAUACUUUUGUCAGUUUAUCCACACACGUCGAAGAAUCAACAUCACUAAUGCAAGACGCUACUAUUGGUGUAAGGGAGCCCUCGGAAACAUUUUCAUUUACUGUCUCUGUUAUGGAGACUACAGAAGCAAGCGAAUCAUUUACAGAGUCUUCAAGUGAUGUAUACCCUGACGUAACAACCAUCACUGCUCUAGAAAAAUCAUCACUUAUGCAAGACGCUACAAGUGUUGUCAGUGAAUUAUCAGAAGAGUCAGCGGAAACAUUUCCAUUUACUGUCUCUUUUUAUAACAGUAUAGAAGCAACUGAAUCAUUAUCAGAAACAGAGUCCUCAACUGACGAAUCAAACCACCCCUCCCUUGAAACAACUCAGUUCUCUGGCUCGACAUUUUAUUACACUGAAACAGUUGAACUUACAGAAACACUGAAAUAUUCCAGUAAUUCACUAGAUAACUUAGAUCUAUCAAAUUUUGACUCAUACACAGAUUCUGUUACACCUUCCUCAACACUACCUGAGACAACAUUAAUAGGUGAUAUCUCAAUGGAAUUAACUGAAAAUUUUAGCGAAUCUGUGAGUACAUACACCAACUAUGAAGAACUCAUACCCACCAAUGAGAUGCCGUCUCACAAAAAUUCUGAUAUCGAGCCAUCGUUUACCUCAUUAAUCAAUGGAUACGUCGAUAAAUCUAUUGUUGUGGUAAAUACUAAAUCUCUUCAAACUCUGCACCCUUCAGAAUUUCCCACCUUAUAUCCUCCGAAACAAUCAAAAUAUCUACCAAUAUGCCCCUGUGGAUGUGUGUCUAGAGUUAUAUCGGGUGAAAAUAUCAAAGACCGAAUCCAGGAACUUGUGGAAGACCUGACAUUAGAUAAGAGAAAUUUAUCAAGUACUUUACAUAGCUUAUCGUCUAUAGAAGAUGACAGACCUAGUGCUCAGACCCUUGGUUACUCGUCUGUCAUUUUACUGGUGUGUGUGUUUUCAUUCUUUCUGAUCAUGGAUAUCAUCCAUUUUAUAAUACAAAGAUCAGCUGUAUUAGUUAUUACAAAAUGA